Archocentrus centrarchus (flier cichlid) is the source of this 1469-nucleotide messenger RNA. RefSeq names its product regulator of G-protein signaling 9-binding protein. The transcript has 5 exons. The record is from RefSeq and is a predicted model, not a curated record. The coding region runs from base 200 to 910 and encodes 236 amino acids. Lineage: Eukaryota; Metazoa; Chordata; Actinopteri; Cichliformes; Cichlidae.
GAUAUGUGGGCGGAGGAUUCGGGACUCAGCUGGUCGCCCUGUGUUAAUUAAAAACACGCAGUCCUCAGAGAGACAAGAAGAAGAGUGUUUAUAGAAACCCGCCCAGUGCUGCUCUCUACCACAGAGGAAGAAGCUACAGCAGAUGCACCUUAUUUAAUACAGGUGUUUUAUAAAGGUGUAUCUACAGGUGGUCUACAUCAUGAGUCGCUGGCGUCAUUCGGUGGACAAGCUAGCAGCACGGCGGCAACAACAGGGCGAGUGUGAGCGCGCUCAGGAUGCUCUCAGUCGGGUCACUUCCUGUUUUCAGCAGCUAGCUGCAUCGCUCGGCAGCUCGGCCGAUGGUGGCUUCCUGCGAGAUGAGAUGGACGAGACAAGAGCGGUCGCUCACCGGAUCUCCAGUGGUCUUUCCCACCGACUGCUGCACCUGCUCUCAGACUGUGAUUCUGCCCCCUUAGGUGUGCAGGACAGGCAGGUGUUGGAGCGUCUGUGGGUUCUCUUCCUGUCGGCAUUGGAGAACUUCCUGUCUGACCUGCGUAAGGCGCACAAUCUGAUCGGGCAGUUCCCUCUGGCUCAGCCCAACCACAGGUGCUCACUGGUCAACACAGGCUGUAUCGAUGGCACGGUGGGCGUGGCAGCUCGGGUGGCCUCGGUUCAGGUUCCGUGGCUCACCUUGGAGGUGGAGCCAAACCCCGAUCUGGCCAAUCACAUCACAGGACUGGAAGCUAUGAUGAGCGAGCUGCAACAGAAGGUCCCUGUGGCAUUCUGGUCAGUGGAGGCGACCCAUCCAGCGUGGGCCGAAGCUCACAGUGAGCCGGACGACCCAGUGGAGACCCUGGAGGACCUGAUGGAGGUUGAGGUUUUCUCUGGUGCCAAGAAGAUGGCGUGCUGUGGGCUGGGCUGUGUUGGGUAGAUUUAAGCAGUCUCCAGGGAAAUCUGAGUCUCCAUGAGUAAAUGCUUAGAAAACAAAAUCGUGCUUUAGAAGAAACACAGGAUAAAACUUUAUGAUAAAAUGUAAAGCUGAAGUCCUGGAGCUGUAGAGUCCCUGCUUCUAAUAAAGCCUUGUGUUUUCCUCCUAAAUGUGUCACAACCAAUCAGAGAGCUGCUCAGGUGAGGACCUGUGAGGAGGUGGAGCAUGAUGUUCAGAGGAUUCAGGGUUCAUUUGUCUUUGUAAUCUUCAGAGGAUCAAUAAUCAAUAAAUCAGUAAAACAGUGAUCAAAGCUGGCAGAUCAAUACUUACAGUGAGUGACUCAUUGUUGGUGUCACCUUAAGAGCUGCUGGUUGCGUCUGAACUUUCCUCCUCUGCACGCUGCACAGCAACAGGUAAAACAGGUAAAGGUGACGGGGAACCUUUUUGAUACAACACCUUUGAAUGAGACCAGCAGCAAUUUAACUGAGUACUAGGGCUGCAACGAUUAGCCGACAUUGUUGACAAUAAUUGACAAUAAAAAUAGUUGAUGACGAAUUUAAUU